AUGUACAAGCUGCCAAGAACUAGCUGUACACCACAACCCUCGCAGAAGGCCGAUUUCAUGGCUUCUUGCCAAUUUUGCCUGCAGCUGAGGCGUGCCGGCGUCAUUGAUUCCCGCGCGUCCGCGGGUCGCGGUGUGCUCGAGGUGCUUCCCGCUCGUGUUGGCGUCCAGGGAGAAAUGGCUGGAGGAAAGGGCAAAGCCGGCAAGGAUUCUGGAAAAUCCAAGUCAAAAGUGAUCUCACGUAGUGCUCGGGCUGGUCUGCAAUUUCCAGUCGGUAGAAUUCAUCGUUUUCUCAAACAAAGAACUACUUCGACUGGACGUGUUGGAGCUACUGCAGCCGUUUACAGCGCUGCUAUUCUUGAAUAUCUGACUGCUGAGGUUUUGGAGUUGGCUGGAAAUGCUUCAAAGGAUCUCAAGGUGAAGAGAAUUACCCCCAGGCAUCUUCAUCUUGCCAUUCGAGGAGACGAAGAACUCGACACAUUAAUCAAGGCUACUAUCGCUGGAGGAGGUGUCAUCCCUCACAUCCAUCGUUACCUGAUGAACAAGAAAGGACAACCGCAGCCUGGGCAGAAGGUCGUAGCUCCCCCACCCUAGACACUGGAGGUGAUCGUAUGUUCAGCAAUCAUUGUGUACUACAAGUCACGAUUGCUAAAAUCCGAUGCCUUUUUGCAAUGAUUUUGUUCUGUCACAUUUUGGUACAUUACGUCAUCUUAAAGCAUUCUUGUGUGUUUAUUGUGCGUUUAUUUUUGCUUUGUCGAAAAUAAAGGGAAUUUACACUCACUU
Messenger RNA from Cylicocyclus nassatus, 780 nucleotides. The record is from the annotation of a GenBank genome assembly. NCBI's taxonomy places the organism in Eukaryota, Metazoa, Nematoda, Chromadorea, Rhabditida, Strongylidae.